This is a messenger RNA of Trichomonas vaginalis G3, 324 nucleotides long. RefSeq lists its product as uncharacterized. The record is from RefSeq and is a predicted model, not a curated record. The transcript has a single exon. NCBI's taxonomy places the organism in Eukaryota, Parabasalia, Trichomonadida, Trichomonadidae. The coding region runs from base 1 to 324 and encodes 107 amino acids.
AUGUCCGACGUCCCACCAACCGAGUCCAUUCCCAAACCAGAGGAACCUAAAGCACCAGCCCCUGCACCUCAGUUCCAGCAAGUACCUCCGAAUUACUACCAAUUUCCACCUCAAGGUUACUACCCACCACAAGGCUUCCCGAACUACCCUCCUCAGCCUAUGCCUUACCUCCCCAACCCUUGGAUGUUCCAGCAAGCUCCACCCCAGCAAUUCCAAUCUCAGUCCAAGAGAGACCUAGACUUCGAAGAAGGUCUGAACCGCUUACGCAAAGAGUAUGCUAAAGCUCCAAUUGAGAGAAAGUUGUUCCCGGACCAAAAAAUAUAA